This is a messenger RNA of Bufo gargarizans (Asiatic toad), 2667 nucleotides long. It is a transcript of the gene SLC29A4, whose product is annotated as solute carrier family 29 member 4. Gene Ontology annotation, biological process: nucleoside transmembrane transport. Lineage: Eukaryota; Metazoa; Chordata; Amphibia; Anura; Bufonidae. Gene Ontology annotation, molecular function: nucleoside transmembrane transporter activity; monoamine transmembrane transporter activity. The transcript is spliced from 17 exons. The record is from RefSeq and is a predicted model, not a curated record. Gene Ontology annotation, cellular component: plasma membrane. The coding region runs from base 1 to 2667 and encodes 888 amino acids.
AUGGUCAUGGCUGCAAAGAAGAAUAUGAAUCCAUCCCAGGGUGAUUGUUAUAGAGAACUUAGUCCAACCGUCACUCUUGAGGGAAAUGUGGUUAUGAGCUUUAGUUUCGAUAGCUGCCAGCUUGAUGAAGAAGAAUUGCAGGGAAGAGGAAAACAGGAAGCACAAGGAAUUCUUACAUUAAUGGAGCCAGAGAAUUCUCAAAGCGUCAUUCGACAUUAUCCUUUUAACCCUGCAAAUAAAGAAAUCAAAAAGACCAAGGAGGAGAUUACCACGUUGGAACAGAACCUAUUUCAAGAAGCACCAACGGAUGAAGCAGCAUCUAUCCGAACCAACCUUACUCAGAAAAACAACCAUUUUAGACGUACCCUGGAAGAACAAAAGAAGUCCAAGUUCCAGAGAGACAUCAAGGACUACUCUACAAACCAGGUUUACCAUACAGUAUCACGUGAUUUCGCAACUGCAGAUACUGCCCCCCCUUUCACCUCAGGCUCCUCAAGUGCUAGUGAGGCCGAUUUUUUUAGACAGAGCUACAGGCCGAAACAGAUUCAGAGGCUGUCAAGGAGGGCGGGGAAGAAACACAGGAAGAGGCAGACAGAACUUCCGCUCCCAGUCACGGGACCCUAUCCGAACCAGGUCAACGUACAGGAACUAGACAAAGAUUCUUCUAACCCUGAGGACCUGACCAUUAAUUUAUCUAAAAGAAACCUCUCCACGGAUGAAAUAUCGGCUCUCAACCUAGGCCUUGGCUUCGUCCCUACUAAACUUACCAACCCAUAUGUACUGGAUAAAGAGAUGUCUCGCUUCUUUCGUGCCAUCAGAUUGAGGGCCUACCUGGAUAUUGAAAAACCACCCUGGGCGAACGAACAACCAUUAGUCUCCUCACCGUUUCAAAUACGAACCAGAGGAUGUAAACCUCCAAAUACAUAUAUGCCUCCCAAGAAAUACGAUAUGAUCGAAAAAUACAUAUCUAAGGUCCAGGACGAGAUGAACAGCCUAGCAAAGAAAUCAACCACAAUAAAGGGCUCAGAGGAAGAUAUCCAUACCUUCCAUUGGGACAUCAACACCGGCGUUUCCAUCAUCUCUCUCUCUCUGAGUUCCAGUCGGUCCAAAAUCUCUUUUCUAGAUGUCUGCUUGAAGGACACGCCACUAAUGUCCUACAAAAGAGCCAAGAACAUUAGGGAUCUACUAGUCAAAUCAGACCUUGGGAGCAGUAAGGGCUCCAGGAUCCUGACCACCAUCAUAGGUUCUCCCAUCAACGAUGCAAAUCCAGAGCCUCAGGAUCGAUACCAUGGAAUAUAUUUUGCAAUGCUGCUUGCUGGAGUUGGUUUUCUUCUACCUUACAACAGUUUCAUCACAGAUGUGGAUUAUCUGCACCACAAGUUUCAAGGCACUUCUAUUGUAUUUGACAUGAGCCUUACCUACAUUCUGGUGGCAUUAGCUGCUGUUGUCCUUAAUAAUGCCACGUUGGAACUUCUUACUACGCACAUGAGAAUUACUGCUGGGUAUAUUUUCGCUCUUGGACCCCUAAUCUUUAUUGGAAUUUGUGACAUCUGGCUUGAGCUAUUUACAUUCAAACAGUCGUAUGCCAUAAACCUUUUUGCAGUCGGGGUGGUAGCUUUUGGAUGCACAGUGCAGCAAUCCAGUUUCUAUGGCUACGCUGGGAUGCUACCCAAACAUUAUACUCAAGGAGUGAUGACUGGUGAAAGUACUGCUGGAGUAAUGAUCUCUCUUAGUCGCAUAUUCACCAAACUUCUUUUACAAGAUGAGAAAGAGAGCACCAUUAUCUUCUUCCUAAUCUCUAUUUCCCUGGAAUGUAUGUGCUUUGUUUUGCACUUGCUUGUGAGGAGAACUAGAUUUGUUCAGUACUAUAUAAACAAAGCCCUGGUAAAAAAAUCAUGUAGGAAUAUCUCAGAGCCAAGUUUCCGUUAUACAGUGCAUCACGGGUUUUUGUCUUCAUGUGGAAAUGCAGCUAUUGGCUGCAGCAGCAGCUCUGAAACAUGUGGGGACUGGGGGGGAGGAGGAUCUUACAUAAGGUUUGAUGUUCCUGAGCACAAAGUUAAAAGCAGCUGGCCAAAGUUCAGAGAUAUGAUGUUCCAUCGUUAUCUGGUGUUGCGAGUGAUUUGGGCUUACAUGCUGUCUAUCACUGUGACAUAUUUCAUUACUCUUUGUCUUUUUCCUGGAUUGGAGUCAGAAAUCAGGAACUGCACAAUGGGAGAGUGGCUUCCCAUCCUCAUUAUGGCUAUAUUCAACCUGUCAGACUUUGUCGGCAAGAUAUUGGCAGCAGUACCAUACGAAUGGCGUGGUGUCAACCUGCUCAUAUGUUCUAGCAUGCGUGUUGUGUUUAUUCCACUGUUUAUAAUGUGUGUGUACCCAAGUGGAAAACCUACCUUUAGCCAUCCUGCCUGGCCAUGCAUCUUUUCCCUGCUUAUGGGCAUUACAAAUGGAUAUUUUGGCAGUGUUCCUAUGAUUCUUGCAUCUGGACUAGUUGUACCAGAGCAAAGAGAACUGGCAGGAAACACAAUGACCGUAUCAUAUAUGACCGGACUUACACUUGGUUCAGCUGUUGCUUAUUUUGCCUACAGCUUGGCUAAUACGUCUCAAAAUAUUUGUUUCCAUCCAGAAAUAUACAACAGUUCCUUGCCGCCAGAGCUUUAUACAGUACUAUGA